GCUCAAUUCUGCUGCGGCCCUGACGUUGAAGAAGUAUCUUGGUGUGUUGCUGCGUCUGUCGUUUGAUUCUGCCAACAUAAAGGUCUUCUUCAGUGUUUGACUUCGUAAGCCUGGUGGCCCACAGCACGUGUGGAGUGGGCUCACCCCCAGCCAGGUAUUGGGCGGUACCCAGGUCCACACUGGAAGAGGCUAAAAGUGAAGUGCUUUGAUCAGGCUCCAUCACUACCGCCACCGCUCUCCGCCGCCUUACAUCCUCCCAGAGAUAAGACAGACGCAUUGCCAUUGCCAUUUGCCAGUAAUAGUGUUGACACUGGAGGCUGCGGGAAGCAUUGUGAUAGCGUAACGCCGCAGACGUCUUGAAGGGUCGCGUCAACGGCUAUAAUUCCAGCGCUAACAAUGGAGGCACAAAUGUCAGGCUGUUCCAAGGGCUACUGACAAUUAUUGGGAAAGCACGCCUACCCUGUAUGGCGUGUUCUUGAUAAAUGGAAUAAAAAUCUAGGGACGAUACUCGGGAUCCCGUCUGGACCAGUGCACCUUCACACUCUACGGAGGCAACUGGAGGUUUACACUUAACGGUUUGCCACCGUGGUACUGAGGUUUGCUCUUAGUCUCCACUGUGAGGCUCAGCAGACCGUAACUAAGGCUGAUACACAUUUCCGUGGAGGUUACAAGAACCAAAAGAAAGCCAUUUAAAUUACUGAUCCAAAAAAAUUAUUCCAUCUAAAAUCUACAAGCAUGAAGCUGGAGUGUAAUUUUUUUGCUGGGUCUGCCCAUAUCCUGAAUGAGGAGACUGUCAUGGAUGUCAUCAAGGAGAAGACCAAAGAGCUGGAACAGGAAGACCCCUUUUAUAUACUAGAUGUUGGAGAUAUUGUUCAGAAGAUCAAGGUGUGGAAGUUGAAGCUGCCUCGAGUGAAGCCUUUUUAUGCUAUGAAGUGUAAUGACCACCCAACUGUUCUGGAAAUUCUUGCUGCUUUAGGAAUUGGUUUUGAUUGUGCAUCCAAGACUGAAAUUCAAAAGAUCCUUGAGCUGGGAGUUGACCAGUCCCGUAUCAUCUAUGCCAACCCCUGCAAGCCAGCCUCCCACCUGCGUCUGGCAGCUAAAUUGCAAGUCCCACUUAUGACCUUUGACAAUGAGACUGAACUUCACAAGAUCAAGGCUUACUAUCCUGAUGCAAAACUUGUUAUCCGAAUUCGUGUUGACAGUGAUGCACUGUGUCACUUAGGCGUAAAGUUUGGAGUGUUUCCUGAAGAUGCAGAAGCACUUAUGGUUGCUGCUCACGAUCUUGGAUUGAAUGUAGUUGGAGUGUCUUUUCAUGUUGGCUCAGGUUGCCGUGAUCCUUCUGUGUUCUACCGAGCAAUUGCUUCAUCUAAAAUGGUCUUUGAAAAAGCUGUGGAUCUUGGAUUCAGUCCUUACUUGUUGGAUAUUGGCGGUGGUUUUCCUGGAUCAACCAGCUCUUGUCUUGAUGAAUUUGCCGAGCCCAUCAAUAGAGCCUUGGAUAUGUUCUUCCCAGAAGGUUGUGGUGUUGAGAUCAUUGCAGAACCAGGUCGUUAUGUAGUGGCCUCUGCCUUCACCCUGGCAACAAGCAUCAUUGCAAAGAGGGAAGUUAAUGAUGCCAAUGGGUCACUGGAGUCCAUCAUGUACUACAUCAAUGAUGGGGUCUAUGGAUCCUUUAAUGGCAUUCUCUAUGAAGACAUGAAAUGCCGUGCUGUUUUGCUUGAGAAACAUGAUGAAGAAACUCAUGUGCCAUGCUCUGUUUGGGGACCAACCUGUGAUGGUAUAGACCAAAUAGCAUCAGAGAUCAGUCUUCCUAGGCUGCCUUGUGGAGAGUGGCUGGUGUGGCCUGAGAUGGGUGCCUACACUCUUGUUGCUGCUGGAACCUUCAAUGGCUUUCCUGUUCCGAAAGUCUUUGUUGUUGUUCCUCAUCAUACAUGGUUGUACUUGGAAGAACAUCUUGGUUGCAGUUUUUCCUUGGCAUCAGUUGAGGUUGAGAAUGAAAAACCUUUCUUAGCCAAAGAUCAACAUAAGAUGGAUGGGUCAUUGGCAGUGACAAAGAAUGCUGCCACUCCCUAUAUUUGUGCUGCCAACACCUUGGGCUCUGUUACCAUGGAAGACCAUAUGGCACAACUGUCACUCUUUGGCAUCGGUGAAAUGUAAGGAUCAACUAGCCAGAAUUGUAGAAAAGCAGAGGGAUAUUUUUAUGUAUGCAGCUUUUCAAGGUGGUUAUCAAGAAAUGACGUACAAGUCUGUUAUGCAAGUUUGCUCCAUUAUGAGUAUGUCUUAUAAAUUUGUUGGCUCUUAUUUAACAACAAAAAUUGAGGUUAGUAUAUAAAAUCUUGUUGACAUCAGAACCUUGUUCCUUGUACAUUUAGAUAAGUUGACACAAGAAGAAACAUCUGCAGUGGUUAUUGUGAUUAUAACAGUUGCUUGCAUGCAAAUUUUACUAACAUCUAAGUUUGACAUUAUUUAUUCAUGAUGGAUAACUUGCAUUACUUUAACUUGUACUGAAAAGCCUUUCUUAACUUAGGUGUAUUUGAUAACUCAUCGUGAAAAGUUUAGUUUGUUGAAAAUUUUGCUCUGCUUAGGAUCUGGUUUUGGGAAACAUGCAACGUAAACUUUUACAGGAGAUCAUUCAGUCAGUAUAUUUUGUUGUUUAAAUUUUGUGUAUUGCCAGAGCAAACAUCACAGUAUUUUAUUGUAAAUUAUUUCAAUUUAGUGUGAUUUAAGAAUAUUCAAAUCCAUGCUACAUUUUGUUUUCCAUCUGUGGUUGCAGGAAUAACAUUUGUGAAUGAAAAUUUUUUUGAAGUUCUAGAACAUUAGGUGAUGGCUCCUGGCAGUACUUAAUAGACAGCUUAUACAUUACUGCUUAUAGAACAUCUUCAGGAGUUUUAGAUUGAUCCUGUAGUCUACCUUAUUCAGGCUGUGUAAAAACAACAAAAAGAUCCGAAGUGAUUAGAUCAUGUAAUUGCAGAUCAUCUUCCAGUAUUGACAUAUCCAUUUGGCUCCACUUCCAGCUUAAUGAUAUCAAAGGUUUUCUUCUGGAACUUGUAACCCCAUGGCAAUGUGUAUCAAUGCCUAGCUUACGGUACUGCUUAGCAGUACUAUUUAAUUAGAUUGGCAAAUUAAAUAUAUUAAAUUUA
Molecule: messenger RNA, 3137 nt
Organism: Portunus trituberculatus (swimming crab)
Lineage: Eukaryota; Metazoa; Arthropoda; Malacostraca; Decapoda; Portunidae
Product: ornithine decarboxylase-like
Exons: 11
Coding region: 736-2154 (472 amino acids)
Cellular component (GO): cytoplasm
Molecular function (GO): ornithine decarboxylase activity
Source: RefSeq, a predicted model, not a curated record